AUGGUUAGCAGGUUCAAGGUACGGUUCGCCCCAGUGGCAUCCGUUGAACCGGCCUCACAGUCGUGUUCGGCGGAAUCUCGACUAGAAACUCCUAUGGCUACACCAUUAUCCUUCACGCAAUCUUCUUGCGACGACACGCGCAAACACCGAAGUCGCCUAAGCUGUCGCGAAUGCCGACGCCGCCGGGUGAAAUGCGACGAGACCUUUCCUGUUUGCCUCCGCUGCCAACGACGCGGAGACGUAUGCGAAUCACAGACGCGCUCGAGAUUGUGGCAGCCCGAGACGCCCUGGCUAAAGGCCAAAAAGGACAAAACAUCCAUGAUCUCCCUCAACGAAGCGGCCGCGGAGCCCAUAACCCAAAUGGACCAAAAGCUGCUGAGAUACUGGCUCGAAAAGGCCAGCCAGAUAAUGGCGCUCGACCCCGACAACAACCCAUUCUCGUUCCCUCUCCUGGAAGGCUCCGGCCAGAUACCAGCCAUGAUUCAUGCCGCGCAAAGCAUAGGCUCUGCUCAUCAGGCCUUCUUUGACAAGUCCAAAUUGAACAAGUGCUUGGAAGAGAGAGCUCUUGCACUGCGGCUCAUUCGGCAGGAGCUGGAGCAGACCAAAAAGGAUCUUACGUCUUGUUUCCUGACCGUCUUCCUCCUAGGGCUGUCGUAUUUUUGGACUGCUGGGCCAUUUAUUGACCUGGAAUGCCUUCGGCAGGCGCAGGCUCAUUUUGUCGGUGGCCGACAGCUGAUCGACUUCAUACUAUUGAUUCCAGCCGAGGAGCGCACGGAGCAGAUGCACUUCGCCAUUGGUGCGUACCUGUAUUGGGAGAUGGCAUGCUGUUUUCUGAUCGAGCCCGAACAGCAGCAGCCUCUCAACACGGCUGAAAUAUUCUCUGCAGUUCAAGAAUUGGGCGACAAAUACCACCCUAUCCUUGGAUAUUCUGCUGAGAUGGCCUACCUGAACGCGUAUAUUGGGCGAUACUGCCGAACCGUGGUGGACACAGGUGUCAGAGAUACGGUGCUCGAAGCAACCCUCGAGGAGCAACUCCUCGCAUGGGAGCCUAGCAACAACACCCCCGAACUUUCGCAUCUUUCCGAGGCUUACCGAAGCCAUGGUUUGCUAAACCUAUAUGUUGUUUGCUAUCGAUCGCAUGCGAGCAACAACGACUCCCCCACCCUGGGGUUUCCCACUGAAUGGCUUGAGUUUGACCCAGAGUUUGUAUCUCUGGAGCCCACCGCCGAGGAUAGCAUGGAAAAGGAGCUGGAGGCUCAGAUACACAGCAUUGCCUUGCAAACAGUUACCAGCUUGACGCAGGUCCCUGACAGCCAUCCUUGCACCAACUUGCAGGGAAUUCCUCUCUUGACUGCAGGAUCGGAGCUGACGGCCGAGGACGGUAUCGAGCGGGACUUGGUUAGAAAGCGAUUCCGGGCGAUUUACUCGCUCAAUCACCUGCCCGCUAACCUGGCGGCCAUUCAGCUCCUGGAAGAGAUUUGGUCUCUCCGGGAUAUCGGAAUCGUGGUUUCUUGGCUCUCCCUCAUGGUUGAGCACAAUUGGCAUAUCAUGCUUGGAUAA
Clonostachys solani is the source of this 1560-nucleotide messenger RNA. Lineage: Eukaryota; Fungi; Ascomycota; Sordariomycetes; Hypocreales; Bionectriaceae. The record is from the annotation of a GenBank genome assembly.